Molecule: messenger RNA, 3204 nt
Organism: Neopelma chrysocephalum (saffron-crested tyrant-manakin)
Lineage: Eukaryota; Metazoa; Chordata; Aves; Passeriformes; Pipridae
Gene: TBXT
Product: T-box transcription factor T
Exons: 8
Coding region: 121-1428 (435 amino acids)
Biological process (GO): positive regulation of DNA-templated transcription; cell fate specification; somitogenesis
Cellular component (GO): nucleus
Molecular function (GO): DNA-binding transcription factor activity, RNA polymerase II-specific; RNA polymerase II cis-regulatory region sequence-specific DNA binding
Source: RefSeq, a predicted model, not a curated record
CAGCGGCCCGGCCCCGCCGCCCUCGCUGGGGCCGCCCAGGGCCAGGGGAGGUAGCGCCUGGCCCGGCUCCUCUCGGGGCUGUGCCACGGAGCUGCCCCGCCGGGCGGGCGCGGGGCCAGCAUGAGCUCUCCCGGCCCGGAGGGCGCGGGCAAGCCCCCGCAGUACCGCGUGGACCACCUGCUGAGCGCCGUGGAGAGCGAGCUGCAGGCGGGCAGCGAGAAGGGCGACCCCACGGAGCGGGAGCUGCGCGUCGCACUGGAGGACAGCGACCUGUGGCUACGCUUCAAGGAGCUCACCAAUGAGAUGAUUGUCACCAAGAACGGCAGGAGGAUGUUCCCGGUGCUGAAGGUGAGCGUGUCGGGGCUGGAUCCCAACGCCAUGUACUCCUUCCUGCUGGACUUCGUGGCGGCCGACGGGCACCGCUGGAAGUACGUGAACGGGGAGUGGGUGCCUGGCGGGAAGCCGGAGCCGCAGGCGCCCAGCUGCGUCUACAUCCACCCCGACUCGCCUAAUUUCGGUGCCCACUGGAUGAAGGCGCCCGUCUCCUUCAGUAAAGUCAAACUCACCAACAAGCUCAACGGCGGCGGGCAGAUCAUGUUGAACUCCCUGCAUAAGUAUGAGCCAAGGAUUCAUAUAGUGCGAGUGGGUGGCCCACAACGGAUGAUCACCAGCCAUUCCUUCCCAGAGACCCAGUUUAUAGCCGUGACGGCCUACCAGAAUGAGGAGAUCACAGCUUUAAAAAUUAAAUACAAUCCGUUUGCAAAGGCAUUUCUUGAUGCAAAAGAAAGAAGUGAUCACAAAGACAUGAUGGAGGAAGUGGGAGACAAUCAGCAGUCUGGGUAUUCACAGUUAGGUAGUUGGCUUAUUCCUGGGACUGGAACUCUGUGCCCACCUGCCAAUCCUCACGCCCAGUUUGGAGCCCCCCUGUCACUCUCCCCUGCUCACAGCUGUGAAAGGUACUCAUCGCUGAGGAACCACCGUCCUGCCCCCUAUGCCACCCCCUACACCCAUAGAAACAACUCACCAACAGCCUAUACUGAUAACUCUUCUGCCUGCCUAUCCAUGCUGCAGUCCCAUGACAACUGGUCUUCUCUAGGAGUUACUACACACACAACGAUGCUGCCCAUGAGUCACAGCACUGGCACAGCUACCAGCUCCAGUCAGUACCCCAACUUAUGGUCUGUGAGUAACAGCACCAUCACACCAGUGUCUCAGUCAAGCGGGAUGUCCAACGGCCUGAGCUCCCAGUUUUUGCGUGGCUCUUCUGCACACUACACUACUCUUCCUCACCCGGUCACAGCCACCUCCUCUGCCUCCCCCCUGUACGACGGCGGGGCACCCACGGACCUGCCUGACAGCCAGUAUGAUGCCUCCACACAUGCCAGGCUGGCAUCAACGUGGACACCUGUCACGCCCCCUUCCAUGUAAACCUCGACCUUUUCCUUUAAGGCAGACUUUUUAGCUACUGAAUUACUUUAAAUGCUUAAUCCUCAAGGAAGACAAAAAGGAGACAUGAAAGAAACUGCGAACAAAGCAUCUGCACUGCUUUGCAUAGAGCACCUACAUUAUACCUCUUAUAGUGAACAGUGCAUCACUGAUUUCAUGUAGAGUUUAUAAACUGGUGAGUGUGCAAUUCUGAGAGCAGAUUCACUGCUUUUAAUCUUAUUCAUUUUUUAAAGUUUGAUAGACCUAAGUUUUAAGUUUUUUACUUAGAUUUCCAAUUUCUCAGUAUUCUCAUAUAUUUGGACCUGAAGUUUGGGGUCGUUCUUGAGAAAGUUACUCAUAACUGGUUUUCAGUUAAUUUUUUUAAAUGGCAAACUUAGCUGUAGGCAUGAGAAGACUUAUUAACCAUCUAGUUAGAAGCAUUCUGAAAUAUGCACAAAUGUAGCUGAGGAGUGAAGUUUUUGGAAAAUCAUGUGCACUAACACGUAUUUGCCUCACAAAUACGUUGUGUUCUUAACUGUAUGCUUAUUUCCUUGCUGCUGAAUUAAUGUUGAGACAAUCUGCAAGAACUGUAAUCCUCCCAAUAAAAACAGUAUUAAUGUCUGGUCUAAAAAGUUUUACCCAAAAGACUCCUCUUAGAAGUAAGUUUUGGUGUUUGAUCAUAUAGAUUUCAAAUACCCAUCAGCUUAACUAAACAUCUCAUUUCAAACAGCUGGUAUCUAAUUAGGAGCCCUAUCCAAAACGUUUUGAGACAUUGAAAAUACAUCACUGGGGUUUUUUUGGUUUUUUUUUGGUUGGUUGUUUUUUUUUUUUUUUAUGGUCUUUGUCUCAGGCCUUAAGGGAGGGAGUUCAAACAUCUGGAGAAUCAUUCUAAUUUAUUUUAUUUCAAUCUUCUUCUCUGAUCUAUAUUUAUUAUUUGGUAAGUUACAACUUUAUUUUCUAUGUGUUAAGAUAUGUAAAUAACCCCUCUACCUACAGUGUACUCUUUUAAGACAAUCAUGUGGGAUAUUGAACAACAUGGAUGUAAGUAGUUAACUUAUUGUAAGAGGGAAAUCUGUAGUUACCAAGAAUUUUGGGGAAAAGUGCAGAUACCCUAAGAUUUAAAAUACACUGACUGCUUGACUUGCUGGAAAGAACAGGUCUUUAUAAAAUACCUCCUUCAUGACUGAUAUUAAGUAACGUGAUCCAAAUCUCUAAUGCAGGCUAACCCAAAACAUUGGCUUAAAGUGUGCCCUUAGACAUGUCUCUUUCUCCCACUGGCAAAUACAUGUCCUGGGGUAAGGGAGUUCUUUUGCAUAAGCCAUAAUAAAUAACUUUUAUAAUGAAGUGCCUAAAUAGUGAAGCAAAAUUCUGUAUCAGGGAAUUCCUUAAAUAACUGAUUGUGUGCUCAUGUGCUACAGUGGCAACUUUUAAAAUGGAAAAACAAGUAUUUGCCACCAUUUUGGGCUCUUUGGCACCCUAGGGGCAGGUCCCUGCACCUCGAAAGGCUUUGGCAGGGCUUUCUCCCCACAGAGGGAUCUGUGUGCAACAGCAGGCUGUGGUCUCCUGGAGGUGGUACUCCAGCAGGAGAAGGCACCAGAAGCAAAUGGCUGCACGGCUGCAUCCUCUGUCAAUAUGUAAAUAUUGAUCUAAGUGCUCCUGUUUUAUUGUGAAGGUACAUUGUGUAAAUGAUGUAAGUGCAUUAUUAUUUAGACUAUUUUGUAGAAAUUAGCAACAUAUUUCAUUGUGAGGUUUUAUACUUGUAUUUUGGAAGUAUAAUUU